Prorocentrum cordatum is the source of this 631-nucleotide messenger RNA. The record is from the annotation of a GenBank genome assembly. NCBI's taxonomy places the organism in Eukaryota, Dinophyceae, Prorocentrales, Prorocentraceae.
AGGCGAAGGCGCCGUGGCACGUGAACGCGGUGCGCGCUUUGCUGGUCCUGGGCCCCCUGGUGGAGCUGCUGGCGGCCAUCAUGUGCUGGGGCGUCUACAAGGACCAUUUGGCAAACCUCUCCUCGGACGAAGCGUUCUUGCUGAACCAGGCCGAGGUGGUCAGUGGAGCUGUCUAUGGCACCACAGGCGGCGAAGCCGACGACGCCGCAGCGCCCCGCGAGCCUGGCGGCCGCCCGACGCCCGCGGGCUUCAGCGCCUUCCAGGGCACCGCGCGGCGGCUGUCCGGGGCGCGACGGCCGUAGGAGGGGGCCGCUGCAGGACCACGCGUUGCCUCUGGAGGUGCGGGAGGUCCCCAGACCGAUGGGCCUCGCGCAAGCCGCCGCCCCAGCGCGGGGUCGCGCGCGCCUCUCGCGCCGACCCUCCUCUCUCGCGGCUGCCGUGGCGACGGAGAACGCGAUCCUCCCCAAGACUCUCCGCGAGACUCCCGGGGGCGCCGUUGGGGACGAGAGCAUCGACUUCGGCGAGGCCCUCGCGCGCGCCGACGGCAGGAUCCUCGGGCUUCGAGAGGCCUCGGCGCGCGGCGCGCGGCGCCGCGCCGAGUUGCCGUGCAUUUUCUCUGGGGAUGCCAGCC